GAGCCAUGGAAGUGUUGUGUCAUGGCCGUCGUUUCAUCAUUUCUUAUGAUUUGUUCUGUUAUCUGGAUACCAGUCUAUGAGACAUGAGUCGAGAGAACAAAAAGCUAAUCCUGUGGAUGGCUGAAUGAACUUUUGAAGAUACAAGACUAUGAGUCAUCAUGCUUUGUAAAUGCUGAUAAUAGAGAUUCACCUGAUAACAACAGAUUUUUUGGAAGAACACAAAACAGCAAGAUGCCAACAUUGUUGGGUUGGGGCUCGGUGGAGUAUGGACAGCUUGGUGUCGGUGGCAUUGAAGAGAAUGCCAUCUUUGUUCCUGAAGUAUCAGCAAACUUACAGAAUGAAGUGUGGCAGGCUGUGUCCUGUGGAUAUCGCCAUACAAUCUUCGUUGCCAAAAAUGGUGAGAUCUACAGCUGUGGGAACAACGUGCAUGGACAAUUGGGACAAACACUCAGUGAAAAGAAACCUGAAAGGGUGUCAUUUCCUACAUCCAAGUCCAUGUCGGUGACACAGCUCUGCUCUGGUGCUUCACACAACUUGGCUGUCACAGCAGAUGGUGAGCUGUAUUGCUGGGGUUCCAAUGAAUACGGACAGCUAGGCUUAGGAAAUCCAAAACAGAUCUUCUCACAACCGGUUCCAAGACUUCUCGAGUUUCCAGAUCGAAUAAAAGUAAUCCAAGUUGCCUGUGGUGACAGUCAUUCCAUGGCUUUGACUGAUGUUGGAGGAAUUUUGGUUUGGGGUCAUAAUAAAUUCAACCAGCUUGGACUAGGUUCACGAGAUAAUUUCAACCACAAGCCAGAAAUUCUUUGUUCCCUACAUGGAUUACCUAUUCGACAGAUUGCCUGUGGUGGCAACCACAGUUUUGCCUUGACUCAGUCUGGGGCUGUAUUUGGCUGGGGGAGGAACUUUUUUGGACAGUUAGGAGUUGGCCACGACAGAGAAUGUCAACAUCCAGUGCUGUGUCGAAGUCUCAGGUCUCAAAAAGUGAAGCACAUAGCUUGUGGUGAGAAUCAUACUGCUGUAUUGACAAAGGAUGGCGGUGUGUUCACAUUUGGUGCUGGCAUGUAUGGACAAUUAGGUCAUAGUUCAAAGAAUAAUGAGACAUUACCCAGGAAAGUGUUUGAGUUGAUGGGAAAUAAAGUCACUCAGAUUAGCUGUGGAAGGUGUCACACCCUAGCAUUAGUGGGCACUAGUGGUCGGCUUUUCUCAUUCGGUACUGGCAGCUCAGGUCAGUUAGGCACUGGUAAAGACAGUACUAAUGGUACAAGCCCAGUAUCGGUGCGUGGUGAUUGGGUACCUUACAACGAACACCCCCCAAUGGAGGUCUCCAAGUCCAGCAACUUAACAGAGUCAAGCUAUGUGAUAAACAAAAUCUUUACUGGUGGAAAUCAUUGUUUUAUUAUUGCGUCCCGACCAGAAGAAAGAAUAGAACCAACUGAUUUCCGUGAGAUUAUCCCAAAACAACAGGUUCUGACUAUAUCCAGGGAACUGGUCCAGCAAGUCUCUAAGCUAAACUCGACUGAUCCACCUUCUGAACCAUUCCUCGCCCUGAUUGAGAAGGUCUUCUCCAGUCCAGCCUGUCUCAAUGCUUCAUUCCUUCUCGGUGAUGACCAGCACUAUAACUGCAGUAGUCGACAAUCGGGGGUUGACAUAGAGGCUGCUCUUCAAACUUUCUCUAGUAUAUCUCUUGCUGGCAAUGCUGUUCUUAAUCAAAGGAUUUAUGCAUGUCUCGAAAGGCUCCUCCAGCAGUUGAAGUCCUCCCCGCCAGAUGUGGAAGCCCUCCGUCUCUACUUGACCAUCCCCCAAUGUCGGUUAUUUGAUAACCCAAUCAACAAUAAUAGCCUGGUGGUGAGGUUUGGCGAAGCUGUUCUCCGUCUAGCAGGAAAUGCCGGAAAAGUAAUUGACAGUUGGUGGUCCAAACUUGAGGAACAGCAUUUCAGAAGACUUGUUGAUAUCCAUAAGAAACUUGUCAAUUAUUUUCUAGAUCCCCAACGUGUGUUUUCAGAGAAUGUCCGACCUCUCUAUUCCACUAUGGAGAUGUUGAAGAAACUCAAUGAGGUGAAUGUUCGAAAGUGCCAGAUUGUUCCAUAUGAUCACUUCUACAUCCCAGAGGUGAAGGACCGGAUCAAUAUUCAAAAUGAUUAUAUCCAUUGGAUACGGAGUCAGCAUAAUAUAGACCAUAAUCAAAAUGUCCUGAUAUUUUGUAACUACCCAUUCGCACUCGAUGCUCAAGCCAAGACGAUACUGCUGCAGACUGAUGCUCACAUCCAGAUGAGGACUGCUGUCGAAGAAGUCGCACAAAGAAAUCUUGCCACUCUGACAUUUGCUGGGUUUCUUCCGAUGGUUGAUGUGAUCAACCCUUGCCUUGUCCUCCACAUACAACGGAACAACUUGCUCAAUGAUACGAUCACACAGUUGACGAAAUAUGGUAACGCCGACCUCAAAAAGCCCUUAAAGGUGACAUUUGCUGAUGAGGAGGCUCUUGAUGCUGGUGGUGUCAGGAAGGAGUUCUUCAUGUUGCUAAUGCGGGAAAUUCUCGAUCCUCAGUACGGCAUGUUCAAAUAUUAUGAGGAGUCAAGACUCAUUUGGUUCAGGCAGCAGCUGGCAGAUGAUGAUCGUUACAUGUUCAUGUUGGUGGGUCAGGUGUGUGGUUUAGCCAUCUACAACUCGACCAUCAUAGAUCUUAGCUUUCCCCUUGCCCUCUACAAGAAGUUACUCCAGAAACCAGUCACUCUGGAGGACAUGAAGGAGCUUGAACCCCAGCUUGGUAGGGGUCUGGAAGAGAUGAUGGAGUAUGAUGAUGAGGACUUUGAGGAUAUAUUUCCUAUCACAUUUGAAAUUGACUGUGAUAUUUAUGGCCAUCUUGAGAAAACGCCUUUAGUGGACAAUGGUGCCAACAUAAAGGUGACCAACGAUAACAAACAAGAGUUUGUAGAUGCCUACGUAAAUUAUGUAUUUAACAAGUCUGUCAAAACUCAGUUUGAGAACUUCAAUGCAGGAUUCCAGAAGGUCAUUGGGAGUAGAGUGUUGGAAUUCUUCCAUCCGAAGGAGCUACAGGCCAUGGUAGUUGGAAACGAGAACUAUGACUUCGGUGAACUAGAAAGGAACUGUCAAUACAAGGGAGCCUACUACGCGUCCCACCAUACAGUAAAGUUUUUCUGGGAGGUCUUCCAUUCUAUGUCACUAGAAGACAAAAAGAAAUUCCUCUUGUUCCUGACUGGCAGUGACAGAAUUCCAAUCCUCGGCAUGAAAGCACUGUCGAUGAUAAUCCAACCCACACUAGGAGGCGAGACGUACCUCCCAGUCGCUCACACCUGUUUCAACCUGCUCGACUUGCCAAUCUACAACUCCAAAGUAGUCCUUCAGGAGAAACUCUUGAAGGCGAUUCAGCAGACAGAGGGAUUCGGCAUCGUCUGAUAUCCCUCCUUGGCCUCGUUUGUUAUUUAUUGGUGCUUGUUUGGGAUCUUUAUGCAAAACGUUGUAAAACUCUUGGCCUCGCGGAUUGGGUCAAGUGUUGUCAGGUUGAUGUUGGAGUUUUUGACAAGUUGUCUCUUGUUGAACUGAACCCGCAGCUACUGGUCAUUCUUGGUUCUUUGAUUGGAAAUUUUGAAUGACACCACUGCAGUUCUUUUAUGGUGGAUUGUUUCUCCAGAACAUUCUGGAAAACUUUAAACAUUUGAGAAAUUUAGACAUGAAGUUGUUAUGUGCAAAGUUUUGUUUAUUCUAUAUAGAGCACCUGUGUUGUAUAUUGCAAUCAUGCCAAAUUCGUCCAUAUUUUGUUGUUUUAAUGUAGUGAGGUGCUCUAUUGAUGUAAUUGAUUUUUCAUGCAGUAAAACUUGCACCCCAUUCAUUGUUUAUUUAAAGUGUCUGUCAGAUGUGGUUAUUUGUUUAAUGAGCUUAUGUUCCAAUGAAUUGUCUGAAUAUGUUGGCUUUUUCAUACUCUAGUUGUGUUCAAAACCAUCAAAUAUUUGCUGUGUGGCUAUAGUGUGGUCGAUAGCUUCACAUGAUAAAAUCAUGUCACAACCAUUAUAAUCCAAAAAACGUUUCUUUUCUUUCUAAUGGUGUGCUUCAUUAAUUGAUGCCACCAUGGAAAAUGUAAGGAAAUAUCCAAGGAGUGGCCAAAUUUAUGUAAACGUUGUUCCCGAUUAAAAAUAUGGAUCUAUAGACACCAAAACCACCAGCUCGGUGUCAAUUACCGGUACCUAAACCUGAGGUUCUGGUUUGGUGUCUUGAUCGAGGCGAUGAUGUAUUCACCCCUCGUUUGAAAUAUAUCUAAGUUGGUCAAUCAUUGCCUGGUGUUUGGGCGGGAUAAAACAUGAACAUGUACUUGCAUUGAAUUCCCCAGUUGCAUGCCACUUUCACAUUGAAAAAGUGAUCGUUUCUGACUGUUUGAUAUACAAGUCAUAUUAUCAACAAGCUUGGUAAUGAUGAUGAAAGUGUUUAUUUUGAUAUUAGAGUAUUUAACAAUUUAUAUUGUUGCAGAUGAAAUGUUAAGGGCAGAUAUUUUCUCUUAAUGCAAGAGGCCUGGUGGUGAGUAGCCAGCGAAAGGGAAAUGUAUCUUAGAAGCUUUGCCAGUUGCUUGAAUCAAUAUUAUUAGUGUGAUCAAAAUGAAUAAAUGGUAUUUGUUAUUUUUACCAAAAAAUGAGUUAGGCCUACUACGCUGCAGGUUGGGACAUCUCAGUUUCUCAAACAAAGUCAAGGUAAAGAUGACUUCAAAGCACCUUUGUGCAUGAGACCCUAAAUCUGUUAGAAUCUUAAACUUUUAUUCCUGAGAGCUCUUUUCACUUAAAUGUUGCAACACUAUCACGCUGUUGAUAGUUGGUUUGUCGGUUCGCGUCACCUGCUCGUGCCUAUAUAGGUCACCUUCACCUACUUGUUGUGAAUCUAUGUGACUCUCAUUCUUAUCAACUGAGAUUAUUUUUGACUGAUUCUGUCUGGUAAUGUGCGCGUAUUUGCAAACAUGGAAUCUGGAAUGAUUGGAAAAAACUGAUCUUUUAACUUAUUAAAGCAAUAUGUACAUUUUAAUUUGAACAGCUUCCCUAAUGAAUAUUGUAUAAUUUUCAGUUUGAUAACCACUUUUAAUAAUAAUCAAGAAAUUCAUCUAAUAAAAUGCACUGUCUGUCAAAUUAGUUGUUCCAUCUGGUGGAGCUUCUUUGAUUUUCACCAACUGAACUGGCAGUCGGGUGUGUCAGUAUCAAAAUUGUAUGUUUCACACAUUUCCCAUCCUCUUCAGAAGGAGUAGAUUGAUACACUGAAAAUGGUCCAUGGGAUGGUGAUAAUUAUUUGGCAGACGUGAUUUCAUUGUAAACAUACGUGUAUCUGGUCGAUCAUAUUGCAUCACUUUACUGAUGAUCAGAGUCUUCCUUCAGAAGUUUAUGAUGUCUAUCAACAUCGACACUAUUAACAGCAAUCCUUAAGGGUAUCAUUUCAGGGGCAUAAUUAACAUAUCACAACUCCACUUUGAAGGGGUUAAAGUGAGUUCCUGACUGGUACUAAUAUUUACCUGUAUAUGUGCUUAGGGUGUUCCUCUAUAGAGGGCAAUUUGGGUUCACAUCAGAAAAUGUUAGUACACGUAUUUACUUCCACUUGACAAUGUAGGCUGGACCGUACAAGACCACCGGCCUUGUUGUUCAUGUACCUACUCCAUUGUUCAUUUUCCUACCAUCUCCUCUCCAAGCUUCUUUUAAAAUGAGAUUUAUUUUCAAAAUGUUUGUUUGUAACUUAUCCUUUUCAAAAAUAAGUAUCUGCAAUGCGUUCUUAAA
This is a messenger RNA of Lineus longissimus, 5759 nucleotides long. Its product is annotated as probable E3 ubiquitin-protein ligase HERC4. Lineage: Eukaryota; Metazoa; Nemertea; Pilidiophora; Heteronemertea; Lineidae. Gene Ontology annotation, cellular component: cytoplasm. The record is from RefSeq and is a predicted model, not a curated record. Gene Ontology annotation, biological process: protein polyubiquitination. Gene Ontology annotation, molecular function: ubiquitin protein ligase activity; guanyl-nucleotide exchange factor activity. Bases 232 to 3414 code for a protein of 1060 amino acids. The transcript is spliced from 25 exons.